Funneliformis caledonium is the source of this 599-nucleotide messenger RNA. The record is from the annotation of a GenBank genome assembly. NCBI's taxonomy places the organism in Eukaryota, Fungi, Glomeromycota, Glomeromycetes, Glomerales, Glomeraceae.
CGACUGCUGUAUCAACCCCCGCCUGGUCAGUGGCAACUUUAAUUUUCUGUCGUUCAGCCGCAGUCAAACCGCCUGUUCAAGCCGCGCCGGUGUCGUCUUGUCGUAAAGCAAUCGCCAUUUUAGCGGCUAAGCGUCCUAAUUAUCCAAGUCCAGGUGGCGGAGGCGGUGGUGGCCACGGUCCUUCUACUCCCAGCGGAGGAAAACCUGAUGAAAAAGGCAAAGAUAAAGGUAAAGAAGACAAAAAACCAUCUACUGAUGGCACUUCUAAGGGAGAAGAGAUUGUAAAACAACUGGGUUUAAAAGAAGUUGAUGCUGACUCCGAAAAGCAAACUAAUCUAGACCGAGCUCAACAAAUAUUAAAGAAGAUAGACCAAGCACUAAGUAAACAAAAAUAUGAUAAAAAGAAUGACAAGGAAGUAAAGCAAAUCCAAAAUUUACUGGAAAAAUUAAAAGAAAACCAAAAGGAAACCGUCGUCGUUCACUCGCCCACUCUUAAUCAGCAAGUAGAGGGAGCUAUUAAACAUUUAGAAGAACUAAAAAAACAAACUCCUGCAACUUCCAAGCAGCUCGCCACGGAGGAUGAUAAAGGAAAAAGCUGA